UCCUCUCUUCCCACAUUCGAUCCAACACCUCCUAUUCGACACAAUUUCCCAUAUUCGAUCCAACACCAGUUUCUCUCCCGCCCACACCCACCAUAGAGCGGCGCCACACCUCCGGAACUCAAAAACCCUAAAACCCUCAAAAGCUUCUCUUCCGUCGUAUACCCUCAGACCACCAUUAAUCUACGAGCAGACCGUCGGCGAAUGGGGUUGCUUCUCCGUCCUUCACUUGCACAGCGGCUUGGUCUGGCUGCCUUCAAGCAACCUCGUCUUUCUCCCGUACCUUGCUCCUUCCUCCAGAGAGGAAGAAGACAUUGGACAAAUUGUGCGGCUGAAUGCGAUGGACUGUUGGAUUAUGAUGAUAACGACGAUGCCAAAGCAAGGGAGAAAGAUGCUGCAUUGAGUUCGGCUCUCUCACGGCUUUCCGGUGAUUUUUGCCGGGAGUCUAUGAUGUCAAUGCAGCGGUUUUCUCGAUCAAGACGUCCGCCUGUCAUCUCCACUGGCUCCUUGAAGCUUGAUCUAGCUCUUGGGAUUGGAGGAUUACCCAAGGGAAGAAUCAUUGAAAUUUACGGGCAAGAAGCAUCUGGGAAGACCACGCUUGCACUUCACAUCAUCAAGGAGGCUCAAAAGCUUGGAGGACUUUGUGCAUUUCUUGAUACAGAGAAUGCCAUGGAAUGUUCACUUGCAGAAUCUAUGGGUAUAAACACCAAAAACCUUCUCUUUUCAGUCCCUGAUUCUGCUGAGAAUAUGCUAUGUGCUGUUGACACUCUGACUAAAAGUGGUUCUUUGGAUGUGAUUGUGGUUGAUAGUGUAGCUGCCCUGGUCCCCCAGUGCGAACUUGAUGCUGAAAUUGAUGGUGAAUACCGAGAUGCACAAUCAAGAAUCAUAACCCAAGCAUUACGAAAAAUACAUUCUUCAUUAUCCCAUUCUCGUACCCUUAUUGUUUUUAUUAACCAGAUUAGAUCAAGUCCAAAGUCAGGGAAAGAAUUUGGACCUACGGAUGAGGUUACUUGUGGUGGAAAUGCCUUGAAAUUCUACGCGGCAGUGCGGUUGAGACUUAAAAGGAUACAGUUGCUUCAGACUGAGGAAAAGGUUACAGGUCUUGGGAUUUCUGUGCAAGUUGUGAAAAACAAAUUAGCACCUGCAAUGAAGAAGGCCGAUCUGGGAAUACAGUUCGGGAGAGGCUUAAGCUGUGAAUCAGAGGUAUUGCAGUUGGCUUGUGAACACGGGGUCAUUGCCAAAGAAGGAAGCAACUACCUCAUAGGGCAAAAGGUUUUUAGUAAUGAACGUGCAGCUGAACAGUGUCUGGCAAAAAACGAUGCGCUUUUUGAUGAGGUAGGUAACGAUCUUAAGGAAAAUACUGUUUGAAAGAUAGAGUACCUAGACGACGCUGACUGAACGAACAUCUGUCAAAUGUGAGGUGUAAAAUGGUGGAGUGAUCUAGUCCCGUGUCAUGAUGCUACCUGAAGGUUUGGGAUGACAUUCCGGUUUAUGAUGCAGCUAGCAUUUCUGUCAAAAAUUUGACGGAGGCUAAAUGCGAGUUCCGAAUUAGAAAAAAUGGAAGAUUUCACCGUUAUUCAACGCCUCAAGGUUAUCGUAUGUAAAAUUGUCGGAGCUGUUCCGUGGUUUGUGUAGUAACAAAUCCACGACACUGUCGACUUUCACUUGUAUAUAGAACCUUGAUUACGAGUUAUAUUUUAUAUCUCCAUGCCUUAUGAGAAACGUGUCUCAUAUGAUAUCACACUUUGCAUGUCUCGUAACAGAAUUUUGGACAGAAUUGUGAUGGAAUGACAACAUUAAUUUACGACACCUAUUUUUAGGUGUUACAUUAAUUGAUUAUCAAUUUCAGGUAUCA
Pyrus x bretschneideri (Chinese white pear) is the source of this 1852-nucleotide messenger RNA. RefSeq names its product DNA repair protein recA homolog 2, mitochondrial-like. NCBI's taxonomy places the organism in Eukaryota, Viridiplantae, Streptophyta, Magnoliopsida, Rosales, Rosaceae. Gene Ontology annotation, biological process: DNA repair. Gene Ontology annotation, molecular function: ATP hydrolysis activity; single-stranded DNA binding; ATP binding. The record is from RefSeq and is a predicted model, not a curated record.